This is a messenger RNA of Mytilus trossulus (common blue mussel), 2401 nucleotides long. RefSeq names its product xyloside xylosyltransferase 1-like. Gene Ontology annotation, cellular component: endoplasmic reticulum membrane. The transcript is spliced from 2 exons. Lineage: Eukaryota; Metazoa; Mollusca; Bivalvia; Mytilida; Mytilidae. The record is from RefSeq and is a predicted model, not a curated record. The coding region runs from base 31 to 1143 and encodes 370 amino acids. Gene Ontology annotation, molecular function: xylosyl alpha-1,3-xylosyltransferase activity. Gene Ontology annotation, biological process: protein O-linked glycosylation via N-acetylgalactosamine.
CUAGGCAAACGAUGCAGCUAAAUACCGAAUAUGAGAUCAUCUGGAGUGCUGAAGAUACUUGCUUUCCUUAUUACAUGUGUUAUACUUAUCAUUUGCUACCAAAUUCUGUUGACAACAUCUAUUUUCAAUCACAUUGACUCAAAAAUACCGCAGGCAGACCCUGUGCCUUUAGGAAAAGGAGUGGGCAAUGUAAAAGUUGUUUUGGAAAACGAACCGCAGGGCACUGCUAAGGCCCAGAAAAAUGAAGCAGUACAUGAAAUUAACGUUGUAAUUACAUUUACAAAUGCCAAAGACAACACCAAUCUACAACAAAAGUUCCAAACAACUGUUUUAUCAAUGUUUAAAUGGACAACAGCGCCUGUCAACAUUUACAUAAUUGGUGACCAAGCUAGUCAGGUCAUUGCAGAUGCAAUCUUAAAACAAGCUGUCAGUAAAUACAAUAAACAAUACAAGUUGGUGAAGCUAGAUACUGAUGAUUUAGCCAAGAAACUACAUGAAGUUAUAAAGAAGAUGCAGCAGCAUUUUAGUUAUAAACCUGGAGCGUAUUACAGUCAUUCCCUAUUCUUUCUCUCUAUCGCAAUACACAGGGUGAUGCCAGAAACAUUACACAGAGUCAUCAUGAUGGACGCCGAUUUGAAAUUCAAUAACGAUGUCAAGGAGCUUUUUGAUCUAUUUGAUAACUUUUCCGACACAAAUGUCAUGGGUAUAGCCAGGGAGAAUCAACCUGUGUAUAGACAUGUGUUGUCAGUAUAUCGUGGCGCUAAUCCAGGUACAAGGGUCGGUGAUCCACCACCAAACGGAAUCACAGGUUUUAACAGUGGUGUGCUACUUCUAAACUUAGACAAAAUGAGAAAAUCUGAGUUAUAUAAUUCCUUAAUUAAUCCAAAGGUUGUUGACGAUUUAACAAAAAAAUAUUCAUUCCAAGGUCAUUUGGGUGAUCAAGAUUUUUUUACUUUGUUAUCAUUAGAACAUGAAAAUUUAUUUUAUAUUUUGCCUUGCACAUGGAACCGACAGCUUUGUAUUUGGUGGAAAGAUAAAGGUUAUGAGUCUGUUUUUGACCUAUAUUUUAAAUGUGAAGGUCAUAUUAAUAUUUACCAUGGAAAUGGUAACACAGAUAUUCCAAAAUUAGAUUGGGAAAAAUAGAUUUUAUAUUUGCUUUAAUAAAAUUAUGAUGAUGGGUUUUUUUAAUGACCUUGACUGGCUAUGAAGCCCUCACACAGUCAGGGAAAUUAAAUAAGAGUCAUGCAUAUAUGAAAUUUUUAUCUUUUGGAAGACAACAAUUAUAUUCAAUUCAUUUAAUUGCUUAUACAUGUAAUAGCAAAUGAUAUCAAAUUGCAUGACGAAACAUUUUAAAAUGGCUCAAAUAAUAUUUUUAAAUAUAAAAGUUGUUAUGAUAGCAUAACUUUACUUUUUUAUAAGUAGCUUUAAUAAGGGAGAUAAUUUAAGUAGUACUUAAUUUGUGAUAUUUUAAUUUUGUAACAGUAGAGGUAAUUUUACAUAUUGCUUAAUAUACAUGGCUUACAUGCAGUACUUUAAAUGUAGGGGAAAGAAAUGAACUGAUCAAUGUUCAAGUUUAUGUAUUGGUUGUAAUUUGGUAACAUAUUAGAUGGUAUAGCUAUUUCUAUUUUUAUAGAAUUUGGUUGUUGAUAAUAUUUUACUUUGAAUUUCUUUUCAAGUUAUUUUUUAUAUUGUUAUACAGUGCCAGUUGUUGUAUUAAAUUAAUAUAUAUAUAUUUUUUUUUCCAUUUAGAUUAAGUUACUUGCAAUUUUCAUAAUGAUGAUUUCAUAUUAUUUUUAAGAAUUUUGGAAUGUUAUUCUGAUACCUUUAUAUACUAUCUCAUGUGCCAUGUGCUGUUUACAUCAUGUAUUAAGCAUUUAUUGAUUAUUCUUUUCAGGAUUAUUUUCUUUUCAACUUUGAUUGUCACCUCUAUUAUGCUGACAUUGGAUAUUAUGGUCAUUGGGAUUAAAUUAAAUAUCUUUAGAUGUGAUGCAGUUGUAAUAAAAAAUACAUUUUAAGGAAAAAUUAUAUUAAGGAAGAACACAAAUAAAAUCACACUUGAGUGUGAAGAUGAGAAUUUGCAUGCCUUAGAUAAUUUAGAACCCUUUCAGUCCAAACUGGUUUUGAUAAAUAACCUUGCAAGUAAAUUGUCACUUUUCUAGAAGCUUUGUAGCUUUUUUUUUUUUAUAUCUUUAUAUAUAUAUGCAUGCUUAUUUAUAUUAACCUGAAAAGGGAAAAGACAUUUGGUAUUGUUUCCAGAAUAAAAUUGUAAUUAGUUUAUUUUGCAUAUGUGAAAGUUGUGGAUCAAUUUGAGGUUGUAUACUAGAAAUGGUUAGUAACAUUUUUAUUGUUUGGUAUUUUUUUUGUAGAAGUCAUCAUUCAUUAAAAGACUUUUAUAUAUUUA